AUGGACUAUCUAUCUCAACCAGACGCCGGUCUGCGGAAACGGCCAAACUUGAAGGAUGGAGUCCUCCCGUCGGCAGGCUCGGACCCAAAUUUGUUGGACGUCGACUUCAAGGGCGCCGGUGGGAAGCACCAUCUUGCACACCACCAGCAGCAACACGGUGUAAGGCGGAGUGCACCGGUUACAUCGGUAUCCGUCAUCCCAACAGACCAAACACAACUGAUCAUACUAGGCGUCCUGACACUCGCCGCCUUCAUCACACGGCUAUACAAGAUCGGCUGGGCCAACUAUGUCGUCUGGGAUGAAGCGCAUUUCGGCAAAUUCGCGGGUCACUACCUGAAGCGGACAUUCUAUUUCGACGUUCAUCCACCACUGGGGAAGAUGAUCAAUGGCUUUGCGGGGCUACUAGCAGGGUUCGACGGCGGGUUCGAGUUCGAGUCGGGCGCAACCUACCCGCCGGAAGUGCACUACUCCAUCAUGCGGGUCUCCAACGCGUUGUUUGGGAUAGGCAUGGUCCCGUUGUCGUAUCUGACCGCGAUCCAGUUACAUCUUUCGCCGUUGGCGUGCGCGUUGGUGGGGACGAUGGUAGUGUUUGAUGUCGCGCUGGCGUGCAUCAGUCGCUUCAUCUUGCUGGAUUCCAUGUUGCUGUUCUUCACCGUCUUGAGCGUGUUUUGCUUGACGGUGUUUCGGAAUCAUCAAAGGACGAAGCCGUUUACGCCGGAAUGGUACUUUUGGUUGUUUGCCACGGGGGUGUCGCUCGGUACCGUGCUGAGCGUGAAGUGGGUUGGGCUGUUUGCCAUCGCUUUGGUUGGAUUGCAUACCGUAGACGAACUCUGGGAGAUGCUAGGCGACCUCAAAAUGUCACCGGCAACCUACGCCAAUCACUGGAUAGCCCGCAUCGCCGGCCUAAUCAUAGCCCCAAUGGCAGUCUACACAUUCUCCUUUGUCCUCCACUUUGCCGUUCUGAACCAUAGCGGACCGGGCGACGCACAGAUGAGCUCACUGUUCCAGGCUGGGCUGAGAGGAAACAACUUCCAUGAGAACCCUCUUGAGUUAGCCUACGGCUCCAAAAUCUCACUCAAAAACAACGGCCACGGCGGAGGUCUCCUGCACUCGCACGUGCAGCGAUACCCCACGGGAUCAGAACAGCAGCAGGUCACGUGUUACCAUCAUAAGGACUCGAAUAAUGAGUGGAUUGUGACGAAGCCGUGGGGGGAGGAGGGGGACCCGGAGGUGGUGGAGUUUGUUAAGGAUGGGGAUGUUUUGCGGUUGGUCCAUGAACCAACGGGUCGCAAUCUGCACAGCCACAACGUCAAAGCGCCGGUCACCACAUCGCAGAACGAAGUCAGCUGUUAUGGAAACGCCACCGUAGGCGACAGCAACGAUCUGUGGAAGGUCGAGCGCGUUGACGACCUCGUUGACAAAAAAUCCACCCGCAUCCGCUCCCUCACUACCCGCUUCCGUCUCCGCCACUCCAACUCCGGGUGCCUCCUGCGCUCGCACGCCGUGUCGCUGCCGCAGUGGGGCUUCAAACAGGCGGAGGUGGUGUGCCAGAAGGAGGCGGAUAAUGAUAGUAGGAACCAUUGGUGGAAUAUCGAGGAGCAUUCGCAUGAGAAGCUCCAACCAGGCGGCAAAAACGCCUACCGCUCCAAAUUCACAAAAGACUUCCUCGAUCUCAACGUCGCCAUGUGGACCUCCAACAACGCCCUCACCCCGGACCCCGACAAAGAACCGGACGCCCUAACCUCCCAACCCUACCAAUGGCCGUUCCUCCUCGUCGGUCUCCGCAUGUGCGGGUGGGGCGACGCCUCCAUCAAAUAUUGGUUGAUUGGCAAUCCGGUGGUUUGGUGGGGCUCGACCGCGAGUCUCGCCGUGUUCCUCGGCACGUGUCUGGUUUACGCCGUGAGAGCCAAACGACAUUACCGGGAUUUCAGCCCCCAGAGCUGGGAUGAUUUUUGGUUUACCGCAAAAGUCGGGUUCGGCGGCUGGGCCCUCCACUACCUCCCCUUCUUCCUCAUGGGGCGCGUCACCUACCUCCACCAUUACUUCCCGGCCCUCUACUUCGCCAUCCUCACCUUCGCCUUCAUCGUCGACCAUAUCGGCAAGAGGGUGUUGCCCCCCGUGGUGCAUCAGGCGGUGCUGGGCGGGGUGCUGGCGAUGGUGGUGGUGAAUUUCGUGUAUUUUCAGGAUUUUGUGUAUGGGUUUGAUACGCCGGCGAUGGGGUAUAAGGGGCGGUGGUGGUUGAAGAGUUGGAAUUUGAUUGAUUAG
Fimicolochytrium jonesii is the source of this 2265-nucleotide messenger RNA. RefSeq names its product Dolichyl-phosphate-mannose-protein mannosyltransferase-domain-containing protein. NCBI's taxonomy places the organism in Eukaryota, Fungi, Chytridiomycota, Chytridiomycetes, Spizellomycetales, Powellomycetaceae. Gene Ontology annotation, cellular component: membrane; endoplasmic reticulum. Bases 1 to 2265 code for a protein of 754 amino acids. The record is from RefSeq and is a predicted model, not a curated record. Gene Ontology annotation, molecular function: dolichyl-phosphate-mannose-protein mannosyltransferase activity. The transcript is spliced from 8 exons. Gene Ontology annotation, biological process: protein O-linked glycosylation via mannose.